Daldinia decipiens is the source of this 2418-nucleotide messenger RNA. RefSeq lists its product as uncharacterized. The record is from RefSeq and is a predicted model, not a curated record. Lineage: Eukaryota; Fungi; Ascomycota; Sordariomycetes; Xylariales; Hypoxylaceae. The transcript has 4 exons. The coding region runs from base 121 to 2268 and encodes 715 amino acids.
CCGACCCCGCCGAAGCUCAAGCUAAUCAUAAGAUAACAACAACAUUGAGGUCAUCUAACAACUAACAUUAGGUAGUAAAAUGAUGGAAUGUCUAACAGUCUAGCAGCCUAACAGUCUAACAUGGCUUCACUCAAUUACGGGACAACGGCACCGCCUCAACAAAGACAUAAACUCUCCGAAUUAGAAGACUACCCACGAUGGAAUGCCGAAUUAAUCGAGGCCUUACGCGCGAGAGAUUUACUUCCCUUCGUCACCGCGAGUAUUUUAGCACCCGCCGGCGAUAAUGAUUCCCCAGAUUAUCUGCGAUGGCGGAAGAACCGCCUCACUGUCUUGCUUAUGAUGAAGCGUUCGCUAUCGGCAGAUAUGAAAUGCAGACUUUCCAAUGCCGGGUGGGAUUUCGGACGUAGCAGAGACCCUAAGAAGAUGUAUGAUUUAAUUCGUAAGGUUGCUCAAAACGGACAAGACGACGAGAGCGACACGGCUUCCAAGCCCCCGUCGCCACUGGAGUCAAAUGCUAUGGUAGACGAUCUUACCAAAGAAAUCGAGUUAAUAGAACAGGAAGAUGGCGAGGAGGACUGGACUGCCGUCGAAGUACCGUCUAAAGAGCCACCUCCCGAGUCAAUUCAGGAUCGCGUCGUACGUGUAUGGAACGACCUCCGUGACUUGACGGCUUAUUAUGAUAUCGAUGGCUCCGCAUCGCGGAAUGCGAGGUUAGAGGUAUUCUACCAAGAUGAACUCGCAGACCUCGAGAGACAGCCUUUCGACUCCUACUCUUCACAGGAUGAUAAGGUUGACCAUCUGCUGCUUCGGAACUACAUACGGCGCGCACAACGCACACUUGAGCUCGACAAGGCUCGAGAUGCCAAGUUUACAGCCUUCAUUGAACCGUUUGCUGCGCCUAUUACGACGUGGUGCGAACAACGCCGACGCGUCGAGCCAAUUGAUCCCAAGGCUCUUGCUGAUAGCCUUACUGCGACGGAGAAGCUUGUCUUCGAGGCUCGAGAUCACGUUAAUCACAAUGCCAGCAAGUACUCAAAGGCUACUGGGCAUCGUGCCGUCCGUAGGGUCGCAGCUCUGCGAAAAAAGCUCGCGAAGAUGUACUCUUUCUAUAAGGAUUACGAUCCCCUAUUCGACUGGUGGGUCACAGAGCCUUAUAAACGCCUCGAUGUAGCUCUUGGUGAUAUUGUAGCUCUCUUACGCGAGGUUCUGGUAGGCGUAAAGCCCGGCGAUGAAGAGACUAUCGUUGGAGAGCCCAUUGGACGCGACGGCCUUCUGAGUGACCUCGAAGCUGAGAUGAUCCCAUAUACACCCGAAGAACUUUUACGUAUCGCAGAGAAGGAAUAUGCAUGGUGCGAAGCAGAGAUGAUCAAGGCAUCGCAGCAACUCAACUUUGGAACGCACUGGCGCAGCGCUCUCGAGCAUGUCAAGAAUCUGUACGAACCACCGGGGGCAUACCCAGCUUUCAUCCGGUCGCUCAUCGACGAGGGUGCCGCGUACGUCAAAAAGCACGAUCUUGUAACAGUACCACGCAUCGCCGAGGAGGCUAUUCGCAUGACUAUGAUCGAGGCAGAGCGACAGAAGGUGUCGCCGUUUUUCCUCGGUGGUCCAACUAUGCAAAUGUCUUAUCCGACGCGGGAUAUGGCACACGAGGCCAAGCUCAUGUCGCUGCGCGGUAAUAACCGGCACUUUGGGCGAGCGACAGCCUUUCACGAGAUGAUUCCAGGUCAUCACUUGCAGAUGUUCAUGGGAGAGCGGCACCAUCACUAUCGUCGCGCGCUUUUCGACACCCCCUUUUUCGUGGAGGGAUGGGCGCUUUAUUGGGAGAUGGUACUCUGGGAGCGAGGCGACUUCUUCGUGAGCGCUGAGGAUAAGAUUGGCUCGCUGUUCUGGCGUAUGCACCGGUGCGCGCGCAUCUUGUUUUCUGUGCGUUUCCACCUAGGCCAAUUAGACGCACGGCAGUGUGUUGAUCUCCUCGUCAACAAGGUGGGCCACGAGCGCGCAACAGCUGAAGGCGAGGUCCGGCGUAGUCUUGGCGGCGAAUAUUCGCCUCUAUACCAGGCCGGCUAUAUGCUUGGAGCUCUGCAGCUGAUGCGUCUGCGAAAGGAGGCCUUGGGAGAUGGACACGGGAAGAUGCGCGAGAAGGAAUUCCACGACCGGGUCCUACGCGCCAACGUCAUGCCCAUUGAGAUGCUGAGAGCGUUGGUUCUAGACAAGGAGCUCAAGAAAGACUUCAAGUCUGAGUGGAGGUUCUAUGAAGAUAAGCUAUAGCGGGAUAGCGGGAAGCUUCUUCAACUGAGGUGCACGCUGGCGUGUUUGCUAUGUCUAUCGCUCACGCCUAGCCCGUACCAUGAGUAUAGCGGCUCCAAUCGUGUCUUAUCCUGAUCGAAAUGAUCAAAGAUAUCCCCAUCUCGUUCGGCC